This is a messenger RNA of Pollicipes pollicipes, 2606 nucleotides long. It is a transcript of the gene Smg6, whose product is annotated as Smg6 nonsense mediated mRNA decay factor. Bases 240 to 2606 code for a protein of 788 amino acids. Lineage: Eukaryota; Metazoa; Arthropoda; Thecostraca; Pollicipedomorpha; Pollicipedidae. Gene Ontology annotation, molecular function: protein binding; telomeric repeat DNA binding; telomerase RNA binding. The record is from RefSeq and is a predicted model, not a curated record. Gene Ontology annotation, biological process: nuclear-transcribed mRNA catabolic process, nonsense-mediated decay. Gene Ontology annotation, cellular component: telomerase holoenzyme complex. The transcript is spliced from 22 exons.
CCGAGGUGCCGCCCGCCACCGGUCUGCUGUACGUGCCCGGCUCGUACCGGUGUGCGCCGGAGCCGGCAGCGCAGGCGCGCCACCUCUUCGACCCGAACAACCCGGGCAGGGCGCUGCAGGUCACGCCGAGCGGGGACGCCGGCCGCCGCGACCGCUACCCCAGCUCGUCGUUCACCGGGUCGGACAGCCUCUGCUCGACGUACACCGAUGAGGCGGCUGCCUGGGCCGACCCGUUCAGCAUGCCGUCGAGCGCCACCAACGCCAGCCGCGUGUCGCAGCUGCUGGGCCGCGCCACCGGCGAGAUCGAGUACAUCAUCGCCACCGAGCGGCUGCUGCAGUCGUGGACGGCCGUCACCCGCAUACGUGAGCACGUGCAGCAGGAGUGCGCGCGCCUGAUCGUCAGCGACCUGCGCACCUGGAUGUCGCUCGGCGUGGACCAGACGGUGUGGAAGGCGCUCUACUACUGCGUGAUCGAAGCGCUGCGCUCGGCCGACCAGGAGGCGCACCAGCCGGCGCUCCACGCCAUCAUAGACGACGGCGUCGAGUUCUUCCUGGGCCUGCUGCGUAGCGUGCAGACGGCUUACAACCUGCCAGUGGAGAAGCUCAGCUGGCUGACGUUCGACCCGGCCAAGAUGAUCCGACAGCGCUACUGCUCGGUGGUGAUGGCGCUGAGCCAGCGGCUGCUGCUCUGCCUGGGCGACCUGGCCCGCUACCAGCAUCAGCUGGGCCGGCUGCCCAACUGCAGCCAGGCCAACAGCUUCUACGUGCAGGCGCAGCGCAUGAACCCGAAGAACGGCAGGCCGUUCAACCAGCUGGCGAUCCUGGCGCUGUACGCGCACAAGAGGCUGGACUGCGUGUACUUCUACACACGUGCUCUGAUGGCAUCCAAUCCGUUCCACACGGCUAAGGAAUCUCUGUUGUCACUCUUCCACGAGUCCAGUAAGAAGUACGCGGCCCGCUCUCCUCUGCCGGGCCAGAGUCAGGCCGCCGAGCCGGCCACCGAGCGGCGCUCCGACCGCCACACGGACCUGCGCACCGAGACCUGGGUCCACCCGGGCCGCGGCGAGAGACUGCUGCGCACGCUCACAGCAGAGGACGACGACGAGGACGAGCACCCCGAGCUACGGCAGACCAGCGACGCUGACCUGAUGAAAGCGUUCACUACCACAUAUCUGCACGUGCAGGGCAAGCUGUACACUCGGAUCAGCCUGGAGAGCUACCAGGAGGACGCGUGCGUGAUGCUGCGCCAGUUCUCGGAGCUCCUCUCGCGCGAGCCGAUGCCGCUCAAAAUGGCCGACAUGCUGCACAUCCUCGGCAUCAACAUGUUCAACAUCGCCAACACCAAGCUGAAAGACGAGAGACUCGGGUCGGACUUGCGAUCAACCUAUCAGGAACUGGCGCUGGCGGUCGCCAUAGAGAUGGCCGGUCACGUGAUACAGCGGGCCAAUCAGCUGCUGACUCUUCAGGCCAAGCAGGGUCAGGCGGCCGACCGGCUCUUUCCACUCUACUCACUGGAGACUUGUAUCGUCUUCAUCAAGGUGUGGACCGACUGGCUACUAUGCUCGGGCAGCAUCUGGAACCCGCCGCCGUGCACCAACGACUACCGAGUGCGGGCCGUGGGGGACUGCUGGGCGUCGCUGGCCGAGCUCACCAACCAACUGCACGCCCUCGACGUCAAGACCAUCGCUCUGGAGCCCGCCGGCGCUCCAGGUGAUACCGUUGUCCGUCUGCCGGAGGAUCUGUUUCUCCAGGCGUUCAGUCCUCUGAUCUGCGCCAACUACCAGGUGGUGUACGCCGACACCACCGCUUGCAGUCUGGAGCUGGCGCGUGACCUGCUGCGGCUGCGGCGCAUCACGUUCGUGACACAGGAGUACCUGUGCGGCACGGAGCCGGCGGCGCUGCGCCUGCUGAAGGCGGCCGACGGCUCGUGCCGCUACAUCAGCCAGGUGGCGUCGCACACGGCGCCCGAGCCGGCUGCCCAGCCGGAGGCCACGUCGGAGCCGGACGUGCUGGUGGAGUGGUCGGAGCCGGUGGCACCGGCCGCCCGACCGCCUGACGAGCCGGCGCCCCAGAAGCUGGCGCUCGAGCGGCGCGCUCUCCGCCAGGAGGAGCACAGCAGGCGCGUCCAGGCGAUCGUGUCCUCGGCCUCUGCCAGCGUGGUGAUGGAGGUUCGGCCGCGUUUCCUGGUGGCCGACACAAACUGCUUCGUCGACUACCUGGACGAGCUGCGCAGGCUGGUCAGCACGCACAGCGCCUACACUCUGACCGUGCCCGUGACUGUGUCGCCCGAGUUCGCCAUCAUCAGCACGGAUAACACGGCCCGCGACGCGCUGGCGUUCGUGCGGCAGCGGGGCCAGCCGCAGGUGCGCUGUGUCACCAGCCGCGGCCACCUCCUCAGCUCGGCCAUGUUCACCGCCGAGCAGGACUGCGACGAGGCCACCAACGACGACCGCAUCCUCAGCUGCUGUCUGAACCUGGAGCGCGGCGUGCGUCACGUGACCCGUGAGGUGGUGCUGCUCACGGACGACCGCAACCUGCGGCUGAAGGCGCUCUCGUUCGACGUGCCGACGCGCACCGUGCCCGACUUCCUGGCGUGGGCGUCGUGA